Molecule: messenger RNA, 1655 nt
Organism: Dufourea novaeangliae
Lineage: Eukaryota; Metazoa; Arthropoda; Insecta; Hymenoptera; Halictidae
Product: homeobox protein abdominal-B-like
Exons: 2
Coding region: 75-1655 (526 amino acids)
Biological process (GO): regulation of transcription by RNA polymerase II
Cellular component (GO): nucleus
Molecular function (GO): RNA polymerase II cis-regulatory region sequence-specific DNA binding; DNA-binding transcription factor activity, RNA polymerase II-specific
Source: RefSeq, a predicted model, not a curated record
CGACGCUGUACGACAAUGUUCACGCCGCGCCGCUGUGCGGCUCCGGCGUGGGCCACCCUGGCUCCGUCACGCCGAUGGGGACAGCCACCGGAGCGGGGAAUUCCACCGGGGUGACCUGGUGGGCCAUGAUGAACGGUUCCCUCUACGAGGACAGCCCGCCACCGGUCCCACCAACAGCCUCGAGCCUCGUAUCGAUUCAACAACAGCAACAACAACAACAACAACAACAAGCUACAUCGACACCAGGCUCCCAUCAACAAGCAACGACACCGACAUCACCUGCUGCACCGGCGUCGACGGGUACGACAGCGCCUUCGGCGCCAACAGCGAGCGCCAGCUCGACAUCGCCGAGCGCCUCAUCGGUGGCGAGCAACAGUGCUCCAGGACCGCUUCAUAUACCAGCGAAACGAUUGACAGCGACACCGGCCACGUCCUCGUACGGGGAGGUUACCUGCGUCGAGUCAUCAGGACCGCCCGCCGCUGGACCAGCGGGCGUCAUACGUCAUUCCCACUCGUCCUCGGCCGGCUCCCAAGGCGGCUGGAGUUACAGUCCCCAUCAUCCCCAGGACUCGCAUUACACGUCCGCGGCGGCCGCGGGUGAUUCGUUGAAUCAUCAUCAAACGUACGGGGGCAACAAUCCCCCGACCUAUUACAAUCUGGCGGCCGAUCCGACAUCGACGUCCGGUUCCGCGAGGGACAACCGGAAAGCCGGCACGUUAAGCUUCUGGUCGCCGGCCGCGGCAACCGCUGGCUCGGCAGGGAGCGGUGGUGGUUCCGCAGCCGAUUACAAGUCCUACAACUCGGCCGGCGUGGCGACCACCAGCUCCUCGACCGGUGGCGGUUCGUCCUCGGUCGCCACUGGAGCCACAGACCCGGCCGUGUCCUCCUGUCAUCAGAGCUUCUCGCAGAGCUGGUGCAAUUACUCGCCGUACACAACCGCCAGGCAUCAUCAUCCGGUCGACACGGCCGGUCAUCAUCAUCCACACUCGCAAGCAGGGGUCCCAUACUUGACGCCGUCCGCGGCGGACGAUCGGGGCAGGGUCACUGCCGCGAUGGUCGCGGCCGAAGGCGCGUUUCCUCACGACGGAUACGGUAGCCUAAGGAAUUACGGGGCACCGGAGCCUGUCACGUCCAGCCCGUAUCCACCUCCAGUGAUGUGGGGUUCCUCCCCAUCUUCGUUGUUUCCCGCAGGUUCCCUGGCGGGGGUCGGCGUCGGGGUCGGUGUCGCCGGGAUGGGGGUCGGUUGCGGCAGCUCGAACCCGCUCGAGUGGACCGGCCAGGUGACGGUACGGAAGAAACGCAAACCGUACUCGAAGUUCCAGACCCUGGAGCUCGAGAAGGAGUUCCUGUUCAACGCGUACGUCUCCAAGCAGAAACGCUGGGAACUGGCGCGGAAUCUCAGUCUGACCGAGCGACAGGUGAAGAUCUGGUUCCAGAAUCGGCGGAUGAAGAACAAGAAGAACAGCCAACGGCAGACACAGCAGCAGAACAACAACAAUAACAACAACAACAACAACAGUAGCGCGAACAACGCGAAUCACCAUGGGGCGACCGGAAGCCAUCAUCAUCCGAGCGCUGGUCACGCGCCACCAUCGAGUCACCACGUGGUCGCGCAGGCGCACCACGCGAACGGUUCAGCGAAGCAUCAUCAGUGA